AUGACUGUGCAAUACACCAGGUGGCGAUGGGAAAACACACAUGGUUCUGAAUUGGCGUCUGUGGAGUCAGUUGAUGACAUGGAGAGCAGUUCUCGCGAUAAUUCGGUGGCUGUUGAGCCGCCUUCCGUUGGCAUCAGUCCUGGGAGGCCUGGCAGCAGUAUUUAA
Phytophthora nicotianae INRA-310 is the source of this 165-nucleotide messenger RNA. RefSeq lists its product as hypothetical. The transcript has a single exon. Bases 1 to 165 code for a protein of 54 amino acids. The record is from RefSeq and is a predicted model, not a curated record. NCBI's taxonomy places the organism in Eukaryota, Oomycota, Peronosporomycetes, Peronosporales, Peronosporaceae.